CCUGAUGGCAAGAUAAAGCAUGGGAAAACGCAAUUUCUAUAUUAUCCUAUGUUUGGGAGUCUUUCUCACCGUAUCACUCUAUUUGUACAAUGGAAUUGAAACCGGAGCUGAAGCGCUCACCAAACGACAAAGAUAUGUAGAUGAUUUACGGCGGAAAAUCGGAAAUUUGGAGCAUGUAGCAGAAGAAAAUGGAAGAACGAUAGACCGCUUGGAACAAGAAGUUCAACGAGCAAAAGCUGAAAAAUCGGUAGAUUUUGAUGAAGAAAAAGAAAAAACGGAAGAAAAAGAAGUAGAAAAAGAGGAAAAAGAAGUUGCACCAGUUCCAGUUCGAGGAAAUCGUGGUGAAAUGGCUCAUAUUCAUCAAGUAAAGCAACAUAUCAAGCCAACUCCAUCGAUGAAAGAUGUUUGUGGAAUUAGAGAAAACGUCAGCAUUGCUCAUUCAGACCUGCAGAUGCUCGAUCUCUAUGACACCUGGAAGUUCGAAAAUCCAGACGGAGGUGUAUGGAAACAAGGAUGGAAAAUUGAAUACGAUGCAGAGAAAGUCAAAUCUCUUCCACGUUUGGAAGUUAUUGUGAUACCUCAUUCUCAUUGUGAUCCCGGAUGGAUUAUGACUUUCGAAGAGUAUUACAACAGACAAACUCGCAAUAUUCUUGAUGGAAUGGCUAAACAUUUGGCAGAAAAAGACGAAAUGCGGUUUAUAUAUGCAGAAAUAUCAUUUUUCGAAACUUGGUGGAGAGACCAGGCAGAUGAAAUUAAAAAGAAAGUUAAAGGAUAUUUGGAAGCAGGAAAGUUUGAAAUUGUUACUGGCGGAUGGGUUAUGACAGAUGAAGCUAAUGCACAUUAUCACUCAAUGAUCACUGAAUUGUUCGAAGGACAUGAAUGGAUUCAAAAUCAUUUGGGAAAAAGCGCCAUUCCACAAUCUCAUUGGUCAAUUGAUCCAUUCGGUUUAUCACCAUCAAUGCCACAUCUUCUAACUUCUGCUAAUAUAACCAAUGCUGUAAUUCAAAGAGUUCAUUAUUCGGUGAAACGUGAGCUUGCUCUGAAAAAGAAUCUUGAAUUCUACUGGAGACAAUUAUUUGGAUCAACUGGACAUCCUGAUCUUCGUUCACAUAUUAUGCCUUUCUACUCUUACGAUAUACCUCAUACGUGUGGCCCAGAACCGUCUGUUUGCUGUCAAUUCGAUUUCCGUAGAAUGCCAGAAGGUGGAAAAUCAUGUGAUUGGGGAAUCCCUCCACAGAAAAUUAACGAUGACAAUGUGGCUCACAGAGCUGAAAUGAUUUAUGAUCAAUAUAGAAAGAAAAGUCAACUUUUCAAGAAUAAUGUGAUUUUCCAACCACUUGGAGAUGAUUUCAGGUACGACAUUGAUUUUGAAUGGAAUUCACAAUAUGAAAACUAUAAGAAAUUGUUCGAAUACAUGAAUUCCAAAUCAGAAUGGAAUGUUCAUGCUCAAUUCGGAACUCUUUCUGAUUAUUUCAAGAAGCUUGAUACUGCAAUUUCUGCGUCUGGCGAGCAACUUCCAACUUUUUCUGGAGAUUUCUUCACUUAUGCGGACAGAGAUGAUCAUUAUUGGAGUGGAUACUUCACUUCCCGUCCAUUCUAUAAACAGCUUGAUCGGGUUCUCCAACAUUAUUUAAGAUCAGCUGAAAUCGCCUUUACCCUUGCAAAUAUUGAAGAAGAAGGAAUGGUUGAAGCGAAAAUUUUUGAGAAGCUUGUGACUGCUCGACGAGCUCUUUCACUUUUCCAACAUCACGAUGGUGUAACUGGUACGGCAAAAGAUCACGUCGUCUUGGAUUAUGGUCAGAAAAUGAUUGAUGCUUUGAACGCAUGUGAGGAUAUUCUUUCGGAAGCUCUUGUUGUAUUGCUGGGAAUUGAUUCAACGAAUAAGAUGCAGAUGGAUGAGCAUAGAGUUAAUGAAAACCUUCUACCCGAAAAACGUGUCUAUAAAAUUGGGCAAAACGUCGUAUUGUUCAAUACUUUAUCUAGAAAUCGCAACGAGCCAAUUUGUAUUCAAGUUGAUUCUCUUGACGCUGGUGUCGAAGCUGAUCCUCCAAUUAAAAAACAACAAGUUUCGCCGGUUAUUGCAUAUGAUGAAGAGAAGAAAACGCUUGUUGUCAAAAACGGAAUAUUCGAACUUUGCUUCAUGUUAUCACUUGGACCAAUGGAGUCUGUCAGUUUCAGACUUGUGAAAAAUACAACAACAUCCAAAGUUGAAAUAAUCACCAAUAAUGCGGCAGAAUUCAAAGAAACAAGUUUUAAAUCUUCAUCCACUUCUGGAGACUUUACUGUGAAAAACGACAAAGUUGAAGCUGAAUUUGAUGGAGAAAAUGGAAUGAUUAAAAGAGCUACCAGUCUUGUUGAUGAUAAACCAAUUGAUUUGAAUUCUCACUUUAUUCAUUAUGGAGCACGGAAGUCAAAGAGAAAGUUCGCAAAUGGAAAUGAAGACAACCCGGCUGGCGCAUACCUGUUCCUUCCCGAUGGAGAAGCUAGAGAACUCAAAAAACAAUCAAGUGAUUGGAUAUUGGUAAAAGGAGAAGUUGUUCAAAAAGUGUUUGCAACUCCAAACAAUGAUCUGAAAAUAUUGCAAACGUACACACUUUAUCAAGGGCUUCCAUGGAUUGAUUUGGAUAAUGAAGUUGAUGUACGUUCCAAGGAGAAUUUCGAGUUGGCACUGAGAUUCAGUUCUUCAGUAAAUAGUGGUGAUGAGUUUUUCACUGAUCUCAAUGGAAUGCAAAUGAUAAAAAGGAGACGACAAACUAAAUUACCAACACAGGCCAAUUUCUAUCCCAUGUCUGCUGGUGUUUACAUUGAAGACGAUACUACCAGAAUGUCAAUUCAUUCGGCACAGGCUCUCGGAGUUAGCAGUCUCUCGUCGGGACAAAUUGAAAUAAUGCUUGAUCGACGACUUAGUUCAGAUGACAACAGAGGUCUUCAGCAAGGAGUUAGAGACAACAAACGAACAGUUGCACAUUUCCGUAUUGUUAUUGAGCCGAUGUCUUCAUCGAGUGGUAAUAAGAAGGAAGAACGAGUUGGAUUCCAUUCACAUGUUGGUCAUCUCGCUACGUGGUCUCUUCAUUAUCCUCUUGUCAAAAUGAUUGGAGAUGCAACACCAAAAUCUAUUUCUUCGAAAAAUGUGGAACAAGAGCUGAACUGUGACCUGCAUCUAGUGACAUUUAGAACACUGGCAUCGCCGACAACUUACGAAGCCAACGAAAGAUCUACGGCAGCUGAGAAGAAAGCAGCGAUGGUGAUGCAUAGAGUUGUUCCAGACUGUAGAUCCAGGCUUACCCUCCCAGACACGUCAUGCUUAGCUACUGGAUUAGAAAUUGAGCCACUCAAAUUGAUCUCGACACUGAAGUCUGCGAAAAAAACGUCACUAACCAAUCUUUAUGAAGGAAACAAGGCUGAACAAUUCCGACUCCAACCAAACGAUAUUUCCAGUAUUCUUGUAUCAUUUUAAUUUUAUAAUUGCUUAUAUGUAGUAGUUAUAUUUUCAGUUUUCAUUACAUUUCAUGGGUAUUUAUUUAUUAACUAUAAUCUUGUAUAAGACGAUGUAAUUAUGAAACAACGAUUUCACACUUCCGGUUUUCAUGUAAAAUUUUUUUCGUUCCAAAUAAAUUGUUAUAAAAUU
Messenger RNA from Caenorhabditis elegans, 3628 nucleotides. RefSeq names its product Alpha-mannosidase (gene aman-2). The record is from RefSeq and is marked reviewed. The transcript is spliced from 11 exons. Bases 20 to 3457 code for a protein of 1145 amino acids. NCBI's taxonomy places the organism in Eukaryota, Metazoa, Nematoda, Chromadorea, Rhabditida, Rhabditidae. Gene Ontology annotation, biological process: mannose metabolic process; carbohydrate metabolic process. Gene Ontology annotation, molecular function: carbohydrate binding; alpha-mannosidase activity; mannosidase activity.